Molecule: messenger RNA, 999 nt
Organism: Pocillopora damicornis (cauliflower coral)
Lineage: Eukaryota; Metazoa; Cnidaria; Anthozoa; Scleractinia; Pocilloporidae
Product: transcription initiation factor TFIID subunit 5
Biological process (GO): transcription initiation at RNA polymerase II promoter
Cellular component (GO): transcription factor TFIID complex
Molecular function (GO): RNA polymerase II general transcription initiation factor activity; protein binding
Source: RefSeq, a predicted model, not a curated record
UGACACUUAAUUGCUUGAACUGACUUGGAUUCUAUUUCCUGUUUUCCUUUAAAUUUUGUAGUUUAAACUCGGUCUGCAUAUCCAACGACUCGAGCCUGUUGUCCGGUGGAUUUGAAGACAGCAGUGUACGUGUAUGGAGCCUCACUCCUAAGAAGCUACGCAUGCUCAAGUCGCCUUCGGAGCUCGCCCUAAUUGAUAAGGAAGCAGAGGACGUACUUGAAAGAAUAAUGGACCACAGAACUGCUGUAGAGUCGAGAAAGUUGAUUGGUCAUUCUGGGCCCGUAUUCUCGACGAGUUUUAACAACGACAACUCCUUUCUUGUCUCCGCUUCUGCCGACAGAACAGUUCGCCUUUGGAGUCUCUACACUUUCAGUUCCUUAGUUUCGUUCAAGGGACAUAACUACCCAGUGUGGGACGUGCAGUUCUGCCCACGCGGACACUACUUUGCAUCAGCAUCACAUGACCGUACGGCCCGACUGUGGAGCACAGACCAACCACAACCACUUAGGAUCUUCGCCGGUCACGUGUCUGACGUCAAUAGGGUCGUCUUUCAUCCGAACUGCAACUACAUCGCCACAGGGUCAUGUGACCGGACCGUCAGGCUCUGGGACAUAAAUACAGGCAGCUCGGUUCGGUUUUUCACGGGACAUAAGGGAGCGAUAUAUUCACUGGCUUUUUCACCUGAUGGCCGUUACCUUGCUUCUUCGGGCGUUGAUAAGCGUAUUCUAGUAUGGGAUCUAGCAGAGGGGACAUUAUUGACAGAGCUAAAAGGACACUCAGACACAGUGUACUCUUUGAUGUUUAGUAGAGAUGGGAAUUUGCUGGCCUCAGGUUUGUUUUGCUUGUGCUUCGAAAGAAGUCAAAGAAAAAAACAAUAAAACUAGUAAAGCCUCUCGUCAUCUUUAAUGACUUCUUUGGCUUAUCCAAGUUAUAGUUUUCAUGUUUUUUAUGGGUAGUGCGCUGUAAGUACAUUACCCACAUUGCCUUAGGCUAUGAGUG